Molecule: messenger RNA, 7247 nt
Organism: Drosophila simulans
Lineage: Eukaryota; Metazoa; Arthropoda; Insecta; Diptera; Drosophilidae
Exons: 8
Coding region: 191-3406 (1071 amino acids)
Biological process (GO): positive regulation of rRNA processing; positive regulation of transcription by RNA polymerase I
Cellular component (GO): nucleolus
Molecular function (GO): RNA binding; protein binding
Source: RefSeq, a predicted model, not a curated record
UCAGUAUAUUGCCAGCAGUAUAUUUCCUUGGCGCCCAAUGUGCGGGCACACUGAGCUACACGUGCAUUGAUGUGAUUUAAUUUUGCUGGUAAAAUAACCCACGAAAAGUGGUUAAAAAAGAAACUGCUGCCCACAGACAGUGCUGAAGCACCAAGGAUUACGAGAGCAUCGAGUGCUCGACUGCAAGAUCAUGAAUUUCGACGACGAGGACCGUUUGGAGCUGCAGUUUCUGACUGGCGGUAACAUUGUGGAACAUGCGCCUGUAUUCUCGCCCGAUGGAAGAUUUAUGUUCGUGCGGUGUCUGACAAAAGUGCAGGUCUAUGCCACCAGUACGGGCGAACUUACCCGAGUCCUGGAUGAUGCCACGGCGCCGCUGAUCAGUUUGGAAUUGGAUCUGAAGCAGCCAGAUCUGCUGAUAGGGUGUACGAGUACCGGAGAGCUGGUCCGUUGGAACUGGCGAGCUGGUGUGCUGAAAAAAACUGUGCCCUUGACGCUGGGUCCUGGAAAUACUAUUUUAACCUGCCACCUUAUGGAUCUCUACAAAGGUGGCGACACAGCCUGCGCCUUUGUCACCGCGAAGGGGAAGGCUGGUGAACAGGUCAAAUGGUUUGUUGUUAACACGAGCACGGGUGAAAAGAUCGAUGUCAACUGCGGAUUAAAGCUGAAGCUUCGCGUUCCGCUCGUAGACGUGGGAAAAGGACAGUUCAAGUACAUUAUACUGGCUCAGGGCUUCUACAUAUAUUUCGUCAACUAUGAGACCUGGACAUUUUGCCGUUACAAGAGCGCCAAGCAACAUACUAUUACCUGUGUGAAGAUGAGUCCCUGCGAAAUGGUGGCAGCAACCGCCGAUUCCGAGGGGCAGAUCUUUGUGUGGCGGGAUUUCGAGAAGAAAGACUCGAUGACCAACACGCUAUUUCACUGGCAUCACACGGAGGUAACCAGUCUAGCCUUUUCGCCAUCUGGCGUGAGCAUCUACAGUGGUGGUCAUGAGUGCGUUCUGGUCAAGUGGACUGUGGCCUCGCCUGGCUAUCGCACGUAUCUGCCCAGAAUUUCCAGUGUGAUCCGUCACAUUGUGGUCAGCAAUGACAACGAGAAUGUAUUGGUUUGCACAGAGGACAAUGCCAUUCAGCUGAUUAGUGGCAGUGAUAGCAUAAUUAAAUCCACUGUUCAGCAUUUUACAUACGAGACCAAGGAUAAGACAGGACAAAGUAAGUUUCCUUUGGGACUACGUUUAAAUCCGAGGACCAAUACUCUGGUACUGAAUGGCCGAUCAGGACAUUUACAGUUUUAUUCGGCUUACACCAAGAGUUUGCUGUACAAUCUUCGCGUGGUGGAUACUAAUGUUCAUAAUGAGGAGGCAAAUCACAUUAUCUACAAUACGCGUAUUACACGAGCAGCUUUUAAUAUCAAUUGGAUGGCUACCGGAGAGGUGUACAAUGAUCUCGUGAACUUGGCGGAAGUCCGCUUGAAAUUCUGGAAUUAUAAUGAAAGGCUACAGAGUUACAUUCUGAAUACGGAAAUUGAACUACCACAUGAAAAUGGUUUUAAGGCAAUAAUCUUUUCGAAUCAGUUCCAAGUGGAUAAUUUGCGUUGUGCCACCGCUGGCGAAGACAACGUGGUUAAAGUAUGGGGCAUUACGGAUUCAGAAAACAUUUAUAAGCGCGGAACGAUGUGGAGUUGCCUGGCGCAGACUAGUUAUCGAAACCUUCCGAUUGGUUCCUUGUGUUUUUCCCAGGAUGGUUCUCUGUUGGCCGUGGGUUAUGGCAACACUUUGGUACUCUAUGAUGCAAGGAAUCCACGGCUUCCCCUCCAAACCCUCAGUUGUCCUCCCGGCCUAGAUGGUGUUAUAUCCAAAGCUCAACUGAGAUUGGCCCAAACUCCACUUAAUGGUGCGAGGAAAGAAUUUACCCAGCAAAGGCAGCAGUUGUGGACUCUGUUAAAGACUCUGCUAAAUAGUAAUGAUGAAAAUUUAAUACAGCAGGCAAAGGAUUUGAUAGUAGGUCCUCCUGUCAAAGCCAAGCUUGUGAGUCAACCAGACAAUACCACCAAGGAGACGGUAUUUAAGUACAUAAUGAAAAUGCCGGAACUCGGCUUGCAUCAAAAAUUGCAACUGCUGCGUCGCUUUGGAGUUGAAUGUUCUGUCCCAUUGGCUCAUCGGCAAAGGUUGUUGCAGCAUCUCCAGCAAAGAGCUGUGAUUCCACAAGCCACGAAGGUGAGGCUUCGCAAAUUGGAGUUCCGACUGCAUCGCCUGCACACGCGACAUCGCUACAAAGCUAAGCAGCGACUUAGUCAUGUGAACAAUCGUCGGCAGAAAUUCGAGAACCUGGUGCCACAAGAUGUUAUGAACCUGUUCAGUGUCCUAAAGCUGGAUGAGAGUAGUAAGCCGAAAAAUGAAAAAACGGGCAAAUUUAAGCUGAAUGACAGCAGUAAAACCAACAUUAAAGCCAAGAAAAUCCCUGCUAGCGCGGCUCCCUUGCAGGGGCUGGCGCAGAUUUCACAUGUGCAAUUCGGAGCCGGGGAUCAGGCUCAUCUGGUGGCGGUGUGCACUGAAUCUAGGGUGCUCAUAUGGAAUUUGCUAACGCUGCGAUUGCAGGCGGGCUUAAAACUAUCCGUUAGUCAGCUGGCCUUUGAUCCGCUCACCAACUUAAUGGCUGUAAUUACUAAAAACGAUGAGUUGCAUGUGUUUCAGCCAAAUGUUCCGCUGCCCCUCUAUCAGCGCAGUAAUCUACCCAAAACACAUGGUUUGGCCUGGUUGCCCAGGAGACAGCCCAGGCAGAGCUCUAUUAAUAUCGACUGGCAGGCGCAGUCAACGCUGCUAAUGCUGACCCACUCGCAGGAGAUCGCGUACCUGGCGCUACCGGGUCAGAGUCCAUCGGAUGAUGCGCCUACACCGAUCAGUUUUUCUCAGCCCGCCGCCACAGACAUUAUUUUGAAGCACGCGACUUUCGGAAUCCAUGUGAUCAAGCCGCAGCAGGCUUCAGGUGAAACCUUGGAGAAAAACGGACCACUGAUCGUGGGACGGGAAGAACACAGUGCCGUUAACGCGUUUGUCAAUCUUUCCGCCCACACGAUGCCUGCCAUGAGCCUGAUUUGUGGCGAAUUCGUGAAAUCGCUGCUUAUUCCGGCGGACUCUACCUCGAGGCACUCAUCAUCUGCCGCGAGUGAUGCCGCCUUGACCAAUGGGGUAACCGUCAAUGGCAAUGGAGUGGGGCACCGGGACAGUGAUGGGGAGCACGAGGACGAGGAGCUGGGUGAGGAGGCAAGGAGCACGCUGGACACCCGGAAAACGCUACUGGAGCAAAAUGAAAAGCUGGUGGACCUGCCGCUUGAGGGAGAAACUGACCCGCAGGGCCUUGAUAAUCGAUUAAGGACCAUCACGGCGCUAAGGACGAAACUGAGGAUUUGAACAUAUGCGGUAUUGAAUAUUCAUAAUUUAAAGAAAACGCCGGCGUGGUAUCAAACCAGCAUGAGACAGCACAUUGUAGAUUUCCAUGCGAGGAAUUUUUUCAGCCUGGCGGUCAUAAACCUAAAGGAAAAUGAGGAGGAUAUUUUAAGGAGAAUCAGAAUAAGCUAAUCACAUUUGACACUCACCACCUCCUCGCCGGGUCCAAACCAACUGGAUCUGGCCAGGGCAUCCCUCACCCUUGGGGUAUUGUAGAAAGGGUUCUGGAACUGCUGCGGAAGUGUCUUUUCCCAGGCGGCAUUCUCCACCACGGCAAUGUGCUGCAGAUUCCUCUGGGGUCUGGCUUCGAUCGUUGCGGAUAGACCCACCAUCGUCACAAUGAAAGCUGACCAGAUGAAGCGACCGGGCAGAAGGCACCUUGAAUGGGAGGAGAAGAUCACGCCUCGUUGAGUUCGGCUGACUGACGGAUUGCACUUGCUCGGCUUAAGGUACUAUCACGAUGAUCAUUACAUAAUUGUGCCGUGCAUAUAAUAUUACACGUUUCCGCCUGUCACGCACACACACGCAUAGCCCCCCAUCCACAGUCCCGCAUCCAGUCCACGCCUAAAUGACCGCUUUUCACUCUCUGGAGCGGGACAACUUGUUGGCCAAGUCAGCUGACGGGGCUUUACACAUAUCACAGUCAUACGCCCGUACGACGGACCAAUAAUCUGUGUAGGCAAUCAAUUUGUGUGGCUCCGUAAAGCGCUAUUUUAUACACUUUAUGUACAGUCGCAUUAUGCAGAUGUUUUGUUUUUGAAUGUGGUAUUAAUAAUAUAUGUAGUAUCAAUGAGUGUGUAGUAUCUGUGUACGCAAAGUCUUUUAUUAGAUUAAUUUUCUAAAAAGCCAUUCAUAAUUUAAUAGAUUUUCUAAUAUUUCUCUGGCGGCCACGAGUACUGGCUCCACUGGGAGUUUCUAUUUGUCUGCCGUGGCAAAACUCAGUUGUCAUGUGUCUGCCAUUUCCUAGAUGUCGCGUGCUGCGGGGAGAAAAACUAUGCCGCAGAAAUACUUGCAUUUUCCAGCGUCAUGGCUGCAAAAAGAUCCCUGAUCUUUGCUUUUAAUUGGAUAACCGGCAGUGGCGACCGCCGCCGCUCGUUUCUGGCCGAUUAUGUAAGUUUGGACUUGAUAUUGCCACUUGCGGCACAAGCGCUUUCGCAGUUGGCUAAACUAAAAGUCCGGCUUACAUGGCCGCCCUUCGGCCAAGCUGCAAACUCAUGGCUUGUCGGUGGUUCAUGGCACUUGGCAAGGCGAAGAGAUCGCCAAAGCCUGGCUUGAUAAUGAGAAUUUUAUUAAUUGUGGUUUAUGGGUAUACGAUUUUAUGAUGCAACUCAAAGUUGGGUUGCCUUCCCAGCGUUCGAAAGAAUUUUCAAAAAAAUGCACAAAGGAUUCAAGGAUAAUUUCUUCAUUCGGGUAGGGAACAGAGAAAAUGCUUGCCUUCCUUGGGUUAAUUUUCAAAUUCAUUUGAGUUCUUAAGGAAAGUCUCAUUAGGAAUAGCCUUCUUUACGGAAAUAACACCACCCUGUUCUUUUCGACCCAGCCAUUUCAGUUCAGUGAGCCACCCUCCUGGGGAUCCCCCUAUUUCAGCGCCCCUGCGAGCACACCCAAGUGAUGUCCCCUGACUUGUUGGCUGCACUUCGGCUGCGGUUGCUAUCCAAGCCGUUUUACCGGCCAUCUUAUGCAAUUCUGGCGUUUUGCGAAUGCGAAAAGAGCGCAGCCUUCCCAGUAGCAGUCCAAAAUGUGUUGGCAUUUUCAGGUUUUCGUGGUUAUUUUGUAUACCAAGCUGGGACCCCGGCUACUGACUUGCGAUCUGCAACUACGAGGCUUGUUGUUGGGUCUGAUUAGGUCAAUGGAAUCCAAUUGGCGUCAGCGCCGCUUCGCUGCAGUUUUCGCUUUUCACAGCCAUAUGUAUGUAUACGAUAUAUACAGAUAUAGAUGUAGUGCGCACCUCCCUCCAUUCCAUUCCAGCAUUCCCAAUUUGGGUCAUGUGGUUAAUUGACAAAGAUUGACGUAUUGUGUAUCAUUGUUGUGCCACAACGUCCACAAAUUUGUUUAUACUAUUUUGCAUACGAUGAGGAAAUAUGCUCCACGCAUCUGGUAGAAUUCUCUUGGAGCUUACUUAUUCAGUGGGAUCAAGAAACCGGGUCUCAGAAAUAGGUUAAGUUAAUGGGUGAAAGGUCACAGGAACCUUGAUGCGAAACUGGUGCUGGGACCCAAGAAAUGGGACACAUGAUCAAAGCCAUGUUCCAUGGACGCUCAUCUCAUUACAAGUUAGCCGGCAACUGAAGCAAGUAGUAGUUAAUUUUCGAAAGUGUGAACUUUUUAUGCCGCUUCAAGGUUGCCAUCGCCGAGGAUGGUGUUUCCCUAGUUUAUGUCCACUUCGUUUUCCCAUUAUGUUUUUAAUUAAACCUCUUGUACUACAUGUCGUUCCUCGUAAUAUUUCGAAAAGGGUUUUGCCAAUAAAGUCACUAGUUUAGAGUGCCUUACCAAGAUAAAGACGUACUUACCCAUCUUUAUUGGUUAGUUUUGUAAAAUUACUGCUUAUGGACUGUACAAAAUCAGUCGAAUAUAUGAUAGUUAAAUGAUAUUGGUAUUCAAUGAAGCCCAGUUACUAAUUUCAUAACAAUCGAUACUAAAAAUACUGUGUCAGGUUUUGAGAUCACGUAUGCACAGCCAAAACGCAACUCCCCUUUCUGCCCCUCGACACAUCCACGCCUCCCAACUGCCACGCCCCCUUGCAACGUAUGUGGUCAAUAUUGAUAUGCGCUCGUUGUGGAUCAUAUUUAUUAGCCAAAUGGCGUAAGUGGGUUAGACAUUUGGCAUUUGUUUUGGGUCUUCGCGCGGGUUAAUUGAAGGCACUACACAGCAUGACAAUCGUAACAGUUUUUUGGGCAUUGCAUUAUUGUUAUUAUUAUUUUAAGGUUUAUUAUUAUGGCUGGUCUUCAUGAAUUCGGUUUGGUUUUUAGCAACGCUUUUUUCUUGGGCAUUUUUGUGCAUUUGUUAAAAAAACGUGACCGUUAAACUAAAUUAUGUGUUGAGUACUCCCGUCUUUGGGUAUUUUUUACAUUUUAUGCUUGUCAGUCAUUGUUGUAGUUGCUUUUGCUCUUGUGAUAGGUCAAGUUGUUUAUGUGUUUUUUUUUUGCUUAUAAUUUCUGUUGGGCUGCGGACAGUUUGUGUCAGUUUUCUUGCCCCUUUGGGUGACAAGCACAUCAAAUUUUUAAAUAAUGAUGCGGUAAAAUUAUGAAAUAUUUUUUAAGAUCUCAAAAUUAUGUAAAUAGCUUUUCCGUGUGAUACAGUCCAAUUGCAGGAAAGAAUAAUGCAAAAAAUAUUUGAUGUAACUUUUGUUUAUUUUUUUAUCACAUUGAUACACUAUAAAGAACACAUUUAAUGGAAUAGACCAUAUUUAUCCAAUUAAACAAGCACCGAGUUUAACUCACAUUUUGUAAGUUUGUUAAAAUUCAAUUAAUUAAUUAAAUAAAUUUUGAUUCGAAGGAUCUAGAGCCCGUUGUGAUAUUCGAAGAGCCGAAAAGACACUUGUUGACUUGAACGCGGCCAAUUGGCAACUGAAUUUGAAUUCGAGUUAACCAACAAUCAGAGACUGGCCGAAGCCGCAGAUCGUCUGGCAGGUUUUGGACACAACUUGAAAGUUUUUGAAACUGAAAAUGAGAGGCCAAACGAAAACGAAACGGAAACUCAACGAAGCAUGGGAAAAAGCUAAGUAAGCAGGGGUUGAGGGAUUCGCUUUCAAAUAGUGUAGGCCUAUAAUUAAAGUUUUGAAAAUAAAUAACUGUUUAGUUAAACAUGAAAA